Molecule: messenger RNA, 2007 nt
Organism: Paramacrobiotus metropolitanus
Lineage: Eukaryota; Metazoa; Tardigrada; Eutardigrada; Parachela; Macrobiotidae
Product: cytochrome P450 2J2-like
Exons: 6
Coding region: 184-1674 (496 amino acids)
Biological process (GO): xenobiotic metabolic process
Cellular component (GO): intracellular membrane-bounded organelle; cytoplasm
Molecular function (GO): oxidoreductase activity, acting on paired donors, with incorporation or reduction of molecular oxygen, reduced flavin or flavoprotein as one donor, and incorporation of one atom of oxygen; heme binding; iron ion binding
Source: RefSeq, a predicted model, not a curated record
CCGAACACACAACGAGCCUAAUGUAUUCAUAGGUUCGCAUAAUUAUUUACAAAUUUGCUCUUAAUCACGCUCCAUACUAUUUAUAUACUCGUAGAAUCCGAUUGCACAUUGGUUUACUGUAUCCGACAUAGUCACAUAUUUUAACGGUUUAACAAAAGUUGUAUUUGUUCUCAACUGCUCGGUAUGUUACAAUUUCUGUCUCCCACCACAGCCAUUCUUGGCUUAGUCUUGGUCUUCGUAGUAUGGUUCUUCACGCCGAAGAAACCAGCCAAACUUCCGCCUGGACCACCAUGUAAACCAAUUAUCGGCAAUUUAGACCGCAUUAAGGGUGAAGGAAACGCUUUGCUGGAGCAUCUUACCAACCUAACCGGGCAAUAUGGAGAUAACGGAUUGUGCACGCUGUACUUUGGACACCGCGCGAAUGUGUUUGUCAAUAAUUACGAGAUCAUCAAGCAAAUGCUGAAUGACGACAAGUAUGCUGGCCGACCGGAAGGGAUGUUCGAUAUCAUAUUCAAGCGUAAAGGGUUGCUGUUUACGGAUGGUGAGCUGUGGAAAGAACAACGGCGUUUCGCUCUCUCAACGCUCCGCGAUUUCGGUCUUGGGAAAACCUGGCUGCAGGAUUUAAUUCUCGAUGAAGCAAGCGAACUAAUCGGCGAUUUGGCAGCUGUUGAUGGGCAGCCCAUCAAUCCCACCAAUUACUUGACGCCCAGUGUGUCCAACGUCAUUUGCGCCAUAUCCUACGGACAGCGCUUCAGCCACACCGACCAGCGCUUCCGGAAGUUGGCCAACCUGGUCGGCGAGAAUGUUAAACUGACCGCUCGAUUACGGCUAGUACAGAUUUUCCCAUUUUUGCGCCAUAUUCCAUUUAGCGGCUGGCAGGAAGCCUUCGUGGCUUUGACCACCAAUAUGCGUCAGGAAGUGGCAUUCUUCCGUGAACUGAUUCAGGAUCAUAAAGCACAUUUGGAAGGAGAAUUGCGGGAUUAUAUUCAUGCGUACCUGAUUGAAAUGGACAAACAGAAAACGAAUCCGCUGAGCACCUUUACCGAAGACCAACUAGAAAUGGCAAUGCUGAAUUUAUUUGGGGCCGGUACGGAAACCACCUCGACAACAAUGACAUGGGCGAUUAUUUACCUAUUAGAAAAUCCAGAUAUUUAUAAAAAACUUCAGGCUGAGGUCGACGAAGUUUUGCCGGCUGGACAGUAUCCCACUUUGGAUUUACGCGAUCGACUACCAUAUAUGCAGGCCGUGAUCCAGGAAGUACAAAGAAUGGCCAAUUUAGUCCCGUUUGCCAUCCGUUCACCGACGGAAGAUGUCAAGAUUCACGGCUAUGAAAUUCCCGCCGGCACCAUCAUCACGCCUAAUCUGUACGCGGUACACAUGGAUCCUCAGUAUUUUCCGGAACCCCAGCGAUUCAAUCCGGAGCGAUUUCUGGAUAAGGAAGGCAAUUUAAAACCGAAAGUCGAAGGGUUUCUGCCGUUUUCUAUUGGUAAACGCUUUUGCCUGGGAGAGUCGCUGGCCAAAAUGGAAUUGUUUAUUUUCUUUGCCAGUCUGCUGAGCCAUUUUACCUUCGAACGCGCAUCGGGACGUUCUUUCAGCAGUAAGAAAUCGGUCUACGGAAAUGUGGUCAAUUCUCCGGAGUACUUUGAAAUAAUUUUUGAGAAGCGCCAAUAUUAACUGUUUUUGGGACCCGAAGAUUGGCAUGUAUUUAACUCGAGAGCACGUAGCUUCACGGCAGCAUAUUUGGAUUGCGCAGCAUGUAUUCCACUUUUCACGCGAUAAUAAUAUAACAUUCCAAGCAAAAACAAACUGCAACAAUGAAUUAUGUUGAAUGAAAUUAUUGGCACACUAUUUACUGGCUCAUACUGGCACACAAAUUAGUGUUACACUACAGUAUUAUGGUCAUUUCCAAUACUGGUUUUCUGAAAUUAUGUUCGUUCUUGUGCAGAUACUGGAGCAGUCAAAGAAAAAAUGAUUUGUGCGAUUAAACUUUAACUACUGCUUUACAAA